Messenger RNA from Oikopleura dioica, 522 nucleotides. The record is from the annotation of a GenBank genome assembly. NCBI's taxonomy places the organism in Eukaryota, Metazoa, Chordata, Appendicularia, Copelata, Oikopleuridae.
AUGAGCUCACUCAAGUUUGAAAACUUGAAGGAUGAGUUUGAAGACUUGUUCAAUGAUAUCAGAUUCAAAAACCAAAUAACACCAAGGGACGUCACAAAAGUCGAAAAAGUACUCAGUGCACUUCAUCAAGAAGCCUCCGUCGCUCCAUAUCAGUACAGAACGGGUAUGCUUGCAGAUGUAGCAGACUACCGAAAUCAGUUCGAGAACUUGGACAAUUUGCCAAGCGAGGCUCGCAUGAGUCUUAGCAGAGUCGACGCUUCCCUGCAGAGAUCGACGGCGAUUGCGUUAGAGAGUGAGCGACUCGGGCAAGAAACGAUGGAAGAUUUGGCGAUCCAACGAGAGCGGCUUGAAGGCGCGCGCGAUCGACUUGAAGAAGCCAAUACUGAACUCACGUCAACUUCGCGUUUGAUACGCGGAAUCUGGAUGGGUCUAACAGGGAACAAGCUUUUUCUCAUCGGAAUCAUCAUCGGCGAGCUUUUAAUCAUCGGAAUGAUUGUCUACAUCAAGUGGUUCAGAAACUAA